AUGCCACAACAAGAAGCCUCGCCAGGCAGAUUGCUCCUGAUAUCCAAUCGACUUCCCAUCACUAUCAAACGUCAAGAGGACGGCCAGUAUGACUUCUCAAUGUCCUCGGGUGGGCUUGUCACCGGCCUCAGCGGUCUCGGCAAGACCACCAGCUUCCUCUGGUACGGGUGGCCAGGACUCGAAGUACCUGACGCCGAGGCUGGUCCAAUGACGGAACAAUUGAAAAAAGAAUAUGGCGCGCACCCCGUCUUCAUCGACGACGACCUUGCCGACCGACACUACAAUGGCUUUGCCAACUCGAUCCUCUGGCCGCUGUUCCACUACCACCCCGGUGAGAUAACCUUCGACGAAAGCGCUUGGGAGGCAUACAAGGAAGUGAACUUGCUAUUCGCGAAGACGGUGGUGAAGGAUGUGCAGGACGGAGAUCUUAUUUGGGUGCACGACUACCACCUCAUGUUGCUUCCCGAAAUGCUACGUAAAGAGUUAGGCGACACCCGAAAGAACAUCAAGAUCGGGUUCUUCCUGCAUACGCCCUUUCCCAGCAGUGAGAUCUACCGCAUUCUUCCAGUGCGCGAGGCUCUGCUGCAUGGUGUGUUGCACUGCGACCUGAUUGGCUUCCACACCUACGACUAUGCACGCCACUUCCUUAGCUCCUGCUCCCGCAUCCUAGAGACGCCGACAACACCCAAUGGCGUCGAGUACAAUGGAAAAUUCGUCACUGUGGGGGCAUUUCCCAUCGGUAUAGACCCCGACAAGUUCGUCGUGGGCCUGAAGAAGCCCAAGGUUCAGGAGCGCAUUGCCGCUCUAUCGCGGAAGUUCGAAGGCGUCAAGCUCAUUGUUGGUGUCGAUCGUCUUGAUUACAUCAAGGGAGUGCCGCAAAAACUUCAUGCUCUUGAGGUUUUCCUCACCGAACACCCAGAAUGGAUUGGCAAGAUCGUCUUGGUGCAAGUAGCGGUCCCUUCGCGCCAGGACGUCGAAGAGUACCAGAAUCUUCGAGCCGUUGUGAAUGAGCUGGUUGGUCGCAUCAACGGCAAGUUCGGCACCAUCGAGUUUAUGCCCAUCCACUUCUUACACCAGAGCGUCGCCUUCGACGAGUUGUGCGCGCUUUAUGCUGUCUCGGACGUGUGUCUCGUCUCGUCGACCCGAGAUGGCAUGAAUCUUGUGUCGUACGAAUACAUAGCUACCCAGCAUAAGCGCCAUGGCGUCAUGAUCCUUUCCGAGUUCACAGGCGCCGCCCAAUCGCUUAACGGCUCUCUCAUCGUCAACCCCUGGAACACGGAAGAGCUUGCCAACGCCAUCCAUGAUGCCGUCACCAUGUCCCCGGAGAUGCGCGAGGCAAACUUCCGCAAGCUGGAGCGAUAUGUGUUCAAGUACACCAGUGCUUGGUGGGGCCAGAGCUUCGUCACGGAAAUGACCAAGGUCUGCGCCGACCAGGGCGAGAAGCACAGCAUGAUUACUAAGAUUGGCAAUCAUGCCAUCGAAGGUGGGCCCGCUGCAGUGUCUCUCGAGCAGAAGCUUAAGCCUUGGGUCGUGGGUGCUCAACAGGUGUACAGACACUAG
This is a messenger RNA of Pseudomassariella vexata, 1560 nucleotides long. RefSeq names its product trehalose-6-phosphate synthase. Gene Ontology annotation, molecular function: alpha,alpha-trehalose-phosphate synthase (UDP-forming) activity. The coding region runs from base 1 to 1560 and encodes 519 amino acids. Gene Ontology annotation, cellular component: cytosol; alpha,alpha-trehalose-phosphate synthase complex (UDP-forming). The transcript has 2 exons. Gene Ontology annotation, biological process: trehalose biosynthetic process; cellular response to heat. The record is from RefSeq and is a predicted model, not a curated record. Lineage: Eukaryota; Fungi; Ascomycota; Sordariomycetes; Amphisphaeriales; Pseudomassariaceae.